This is a messenger RNA of Elgaria multicarinata webbii, 2707 nucleotides long. It is a transcript of the gene PCMTD2, whose product is annotated as protein-L-isoaspartate (D-aspartate) O-methyltransferase domain containing 2. Gene Ontology annotation, biological process: protein modification process. Bases 106 to 1191 code for a protein of 361 amino acids. Gene Ontology annotation, cellular component: cytoplasm. Gene Ontology annotation, molecular function: protein-L-isoaspartate (D-aspartate) O-methyltransferase activity. NCBI's taxonomy places the organism in Eukaryota, Metazoa, Chordata, Lepidosauria, Squamata, Anguidae. The transcript has 6 exons. The record is from RefSeq and is a predicted model, not a curated record.
UCUGAGUGUUUCCCUCACUCCUGGAGCAUGAACAAAGCUUUGGGCAAGAAAAGCAUUUCCUUUUUCCAGCAGGCAUCUUGUUUGAUUUUUAAAUCAGUGUGAACGAUGGGAGGUGCCGUGAGCGCAGGAGAGGACAAUGAUGAAUUAAUUGAUAACCUGAAAGAGGCUCAGUACAUCCGGACAGAGUUAGUGGAGCAGGCCUUCCGGGCUGUCGACAGAGCAGACUAUUAUCUUGAAGAGUUUAAGGACAAUGCUUAUAAAGACUUGGCUUGGAAACAUGGGAACAUUCAUCUCUCUGCUCCCUGCAUUUAUUCAGAAGUUAUGGAAGCUCUGGAUCUACAGCCUGGGCUUUCCUUCUUGAACCUGGGAAGUGGCACUGGCUACCUGAGUUCCAUGGUUGGACUCAUCUUGGGCCCUUUUGGUGUUAAUCAUGGCGUAGAGCUUCACUCCGACGUUAUAGAAUAUGCAAAGCAGAAACUGGACUUCUUCAUCAGAACAAGUGACAGCUUUGACAAGUUUGAGUUCUGCGAGCCCUCCUUCGUCACGGGCAACUGCUUAGAAAUCUCACCAGACUGCUCGCAAUAUGACCGUGUGUACUGCGGUGCUGGUGUCCAGAAGGAGCACGAAGAUUACAUGAAAAACUUGCUGAAAGUUGGUGGGAUUCUUGUCAUGCCAUUGGAGGAAAAGCUCACUAAGAUAACUCGAACUGGCCCUUCAGUCUGGGAGACGAAGAAGAUCUUGGCUGUUUCCUUUGCUCCUCUGAUCCAGCCCAACCAUGCAGAUUCAGGGAAGUUGAAACUUGUUCACUUGCCUCCCGUGAUGGUCCGCAGCCUUCAAGACCUUGCCCGCAUCGCCAUCCGUGGCACCAUUAAAAAGCUGAUACACCAGGAAACAGCCGGCAGGAAUGGAAAUGGCCUCAGGAACCCACCGAGGUUUAAGCGGAGGCGUGUCCGGCGCAGGCGCAUGGAAACCAUUGUCUUCUUGGACAAAGAGGUCUUUGCCAGUCGGAUCUCAAACCCCUCUGACGAUAAUAAUUGUGAGGAGUUGGAGGAGGAGGGCAGGGAAGAGGUGGAAAAAGCCGUCCCGGAACUGAAGCCUGAGCCUCCUAUAAACAUCCUGAGAGAGAAGGUCUUGAGCCUUCCUCUGCCUGACCCUCUGAAAUAUUACCUGCUUUAUUACAGAGAGAAAUAAGGUGGUUUUUGUCAGCAUAAAGCAGAGAGGUAGGCAGGACAUUAAAACACUCAGUAGGGCUUGACAAAUGUAUGCCACUUGCUUGCCUGUUAAUGUCACCACGCAUGGUGGUAAGCUGGCCGGGGGGGGACGUGGCUGCCGUGUACUUAAAAUGUGAUAGCAUUUUUCAGAUUCCUUCCCUUGGUUUGUGUGCUCCAGUUUUGUCCUACAGCUGAACUUCCUUGGUGGGGAGGGGGGAGGGGGGCAGGCUGGCAGCAACAACAUCAGCUGCUUACUGAAAUGAGGAUUUCAUUCAGUAGAAAAGAAAAAGGGGGGAACCACAACGUUGCCGAGACAUCUGUGGAUUUCUCAGCUGUGUUUUUUUUUGCCAAGUAGCUGUUUCAGAAAUUAUUUUGGGCACCUCCCAGAUGAGUGGCUUUACCCUAAAAAAGGAAAGCAGUAAGAUAGUAGGUUCUGACCCAGUCAACCUGGUCUCUUAAAAAAAGAAAUCCCACCAAAAAAGCACAAUAUUGGCAAAGGGUGUUGAAUUGGGAUUUGUGGCAUAUGUUGAAUGCCCAAUUAAGCUGCUUUUUUAUCAGCAGGGACUCAGUGUAGGAAAACGCUUUCGUUACAAGGGAGAGUAACACUCCCCAGGGAAUGAGAGUGGUCUCCAAAAAGAUUCAUCAGGAGAAUUCCCGUUUGAUACAUAAGUGGGGAAGACGCUGUGUGAGCUUCAAACAGAAACAGCCAAAAUGCACUGCUUUCUACGGCAGACGUCUUUUUCUCCCGCUGGUUUCGACUUGAUCACCUGCGAACUUUGCUUAGUUGAUCCACUUUGUGGUUACAUUCCCUGAAAGAGUAUUAGGUGAUUAGGAAGAAAAGUAAAGGGAGAGGAAAUGCAGAUACCGUUCCUCCUUCUUCGUGGUCUCUGUGCUUCACACACACAUGGGCUCUGCGCCUGCGUAGAGCAACUUCAGGAAAAACUUCUAUGGCUAGAGGCGUUCUAGGUGGAAGCCCCUCCCCCACCGUCAAUGGCACAUAUUCUAACGGCUCCCGCCUUCCUUCAACCGCCAUCGUGGUAGCAUCAUGAGGGAAACUUCUUGUUAUUAUUGAGAGUUUUGAGGCGUUCUUAAAGUUUUCAUUCUUGCUUGUUCUAUUUAUUUAUUUGUUGUAUUUCUAUCUUUAAAUUUUGCGUUUUUUGUUUGUUUCGCGAUCUUUGAUCACCCGUUGGGGCAUAUGGCCCUCCGGGCGCUGUUUAGAAAAUGCUCCGGUUGUGGCAGCAAAUGGCCACCAUCUGAUGGCCACAGGUUAUGUUUACUUUGCCCAGGAGACGGGCACGUAGUUCAGUCAUGUUCAUACUGUCAGGCAUUUUCAAGGCAAACGAGACAUCACUCCAACAGAUUAAAGGCCAUUUUGUGACAUAAGGUAGGGUGACCAUAUGACCGGUUUUGCCUGGACAAGUCCGGAAAACGGGAGGCAAAACCGGGUCCAGGGGGGAAAUCCCCUAUUUGAGAGGGAAAUCCGGAAAAAAACCAGA